CCGCCUUUAUUCUUCCCCACCUCCCCUCCACCUAUCCGCCGCCUCCCAAUCAUCCUCCCCCACCCCUCGACCCCCGCCGCCACACCUCGUCGCGCCGCCACCACCGGCGAGAAGAUGGUCGGGCCAGGCCUCUACACCGAGAUCGGCAAGAAGACCAGGGAUCUGCUCUACAAGGACUACCAGACCGACCACAAGUUCACCCUCACCACCUACACCUCCAAUGGCGUCGCUGUCACAGCUACUAGCACAAAGAAAGCUGACCUGAUUUUUGGUGAGAUCCAAUCACAGAUAAAGAACAAGAACAUCACCAUAGAUGUGAAAGCAAACUCAGGCUCAAAUGUCAUUACCACAGUUACUGUUGAUGAGAUUGCUACACCAGGACUAAAGACUAUCUUGAGCUUUGCUGUUCCUGAUCAGAGAUCUGGAAAGUUUGAGCUUCAGUACUUGCAUGAUCAUGCUGGGGUUAACGCAAGCAUUGGUCUGACUGCCAAUCCUGUAGUCAACCUCUCCGGCUCCUUUGGAACCAAGGCUCUGGCAGUUGGCGCAGAUAUUUCACUUGAUACCGCAUCUGGGAACUUAACCAAAUACAAUGCUGGACUGAGCAUCACUCAUGAAGACCUUAUCGCAUCCCUGAACCUGAACAACAAGGGAGACAGCCUAACUGCAGCGUACUACCACAAUGUUAACCAAUUGACUAGCACAGCUGUUGGGGCAGAGCUGACCCGCAGCUUCUCGACCAACGAGAACACCCUCACCUUCGGCACCCAGCACGCUCUGGAUCCACUUACCGUCGUGAAGGCCCGCUUCAACAACUCUGGCAAGGCCAGCGCGCUGAUCCAGCAUGAGUGGAGGCCAAAGUCACUGGUGACCAUCUCGGCCGAGGUCGACACUAAGACCAUUGAGAAGAGCUCGAAGGUUGGGAUCGCCGUGGCCCUCAAGCCCUGAUUGUUUACCAAGCCCUUUUCUCUCUCUUAAGCCCCCAGCAUGUACUUCCUUCCCAGCUGAAAUUGGGACCAGGUCAGCUUGGGAAAACAAAACAGUUUGGGUUCCCGGCAUCUUUUGGUCGUUGCAGUCUAUUGAUUUCAUGAACUGCGAUGUUUUCUUGAGGAUUUUUUUUCAGUCACCGGUGUAGCACUCUGUUAAAUGAGCAACCGUCACAAUAAUUCAAGCUCGGUAGAAUUCUGAACUUGUUUUACCA
Messenger RNA from Panicum hallii, 1198 nucleotides. RefSeq names its product mitochondrial outer membrane protein porin 1. Gene Ontology annotation, biological process: monoatomic anion transmembrane transport. Gene Ontology annotation, cellular component: mitochondrial outer membrane. NCBI's taxonomy places the organism in Eukaryota, Viridiplantae, Streptophyta, Magnoliopsida, Poales, Poaceae. The record is from RefSeq and is a predicted model, not a curated record. Gene Ontology annotation, molecular function: voltage-gated monoatomic anion channel activity. Bases 115 to 945 code for a protein of 276 amino acids. The transcript is spliced from 6 exons.